AUGGCCGACUACGAACGCACCAUCCUCGACUUCUACCAGAUCCCCACAGCCUUCCCCUCAGAAUGGCCCGCCGAGAAGGACGUUGAAGGCUCCGACGAAGAAGGCGAAAAAGGAGCGAAGCUCAAGCGGAGAAAGUCCCGGUACCAGGCCUUGGAGAGAGCUGUUAGCGACCGACGGAGCAUUCUGCCAGGAUCAGAACCCGGCGCUGGAGGCGUUGGGAGCCUGGUGCAGAAAGAUGAACCCGACCCUUUGGGAACCGCCAACAGUGUUGUGAGGACGCUGAAGCAGCUUGGUCUGCCCCUCCAAGAUGAUUUGCGACUACGCAACCGAUUCCUUCUCUCCUCGACGACAUUCUCGCCCGCCCUUUUCCUGUCGCAGAUGCAUUCGGGGGCCGAUACACGUGGCCUGGUCACCGGCCUGGACGUCCUUUCACAGUCUAUCGACCAAAAGUCCGCCUCCCUCAAGGUCCUAGUCGAGACCAACUUUGAACGAUUCGUCAAGGCCAAGGCCACAAUCGAUAACGUCUACAAGGAAAUGAAAUAUCGCGGAGUCGAACCCCCCAGCCAAGGCCGUCCGCAUUCUCGUCACGCUAGUCGCGGCAGUUUUCGGAGCAGCAUCGCUGGGACAACGGCCAUCAAUAACCCCUUAACCUCGCCUAUGCCCGACACUCGUAAGAAGAAUGCGCUUACCAAGGAGAGUGAGUAUGGUGUGUUGGGAAUCAAGGGACCUCUGUUGGAUGUCUCGGCAAAGGCGGAGGAUGUCUGGGGCCCUGCUCUUGGAGGACGAGAGAAGGAGGAGCAUCUCAAAACCGUCUCCAACCACUUGACAAGAUUCAAGGACUAUUUCGAGCUAAGCACAGCAAUAUCCGACAGCAUCAAGCGCAAAGAUUACGAGUCGCUGAUUGAAGAGUUUGGUCGUGCCAGGAAGAUUACCGACGAGGCUCGCAAACUAUCGGAGGAAUUGGAAGGCCGCACCCCGACUGAACCACAGCUUUAUCAGCUAGUAAUCGCAGGGCGCAUGUGGCACGACGUUGACCAUCAGAUUCGGAAUUUCAAGAGGGAUGUCUGGAAACGGCUGGUCAAUCUCCAUACCAUAUCCAAGUCGGAGACUAUGAAUGGGCGUGUGCAGGACCAGCACACAGAGCUUAUUAGCCUGCUCCUAGAGCUUGGUUCCGAUGACAAUCCCAUUUGGGUGUGGCUCUUGAGCCGGUAUGAUCACCUCAAGGGCAAGAUUCAAGCUACGUCGGACCGUUCGAAGAUUGAAAUCGAGGUCCUCCGCCGGAGAUUGGCGAGCCUGGAGAAGCCCAGUCCUCACACGAUAGCGAACCAUCUCCGUUCUCUGGGUCGACCAGUAAUCGAAGGUAAACCAUUGUCGACUGACUCUCCCGAGGUCAUUGAGCUGUGGGAGAAGAUGCUCUCUUUCCUGAAUAACCUCCUGUCACCCCAAGGCAUCCUUGGGGAGGUGGUAGAGUUCUGGCAGAUGGUGCAGGGCUUCAUCGAUGGAAAGGCACAAGCAAGUCUGCCAACGGGCUAUCGAGAUGAAUCGCGACACCAUCACCAGCUUUCGCCCCAGAACGUUAACGAGCUACGGAAGGGAGCGGUGGAGCUGGUAGAUAUGACACGCGAGCACGUUUUUGCCUUCUUCGCAGAUCUGCCGCCAGAGGAUAUCUCAUUGCUUUUCUCACCCAUGCCAAUGUCAUCACCCAACACGCCAGUGGCAUCGACGCCUAUGUCUGGCACGUUGACACCAUCGACACGAGACCCUCGCUUCAACUUUGAUCCCAACAACUUGCCUCCACCAUCACCUAAGAGGGGUGAGGCAUGGGAAAAGUUGGCUUUCUGGCCUCCAUGGUCAAACUCGAUGAGCGGUGUUCAUUACCUCUCCAAGAUGCUGGCCCUGAUUGGGUCUGGGGCGUCUGACAUGGCUAGCAUUGGCCCUGUUGCGUCAGGGGACAGCCAGAUCCUGGAGCGCUUGAGGACUCUUGUCGGUGCCUCCCGAGAGCGCUGUGUCACUGCUCUUUGCGCAGCAUGGAACCGCGAUGCCGAGAACAUCAAGUUCGUCGAGGACUGGCAGCGAUCGGUAGAGCUUGGUGAUGUGACACGGAUGCCAGCCAGCUUUUCGGCCUUUGAGGGCGCUCUACUUUCAGGCAUGCAGAAGAUCCUUUACAUAUCUGACGCCAUGUCGAAGCCGGGUGCAGGCGACAUUGUUCUGCCACCGCCGACCAAGCUGCUCCAGAUGGUGCGAAGCCAAUACGUCACAACAUUGUAUAAAGCUUUGAGCGGCAUGGUGGAGAACGCCGAGCGGUCUCUAAAGAAGUCUGAUGACGACUGGUCGAUUGAGAGCGACAUUACGCUGGUUAUGGCUGCAACACCUGUGGUAUCGGGCAAGGGAACGUUGGAUGCCGGUGAUCGAAACAUUCGGAUGCUCAUGACCCUCAGCAACCUGCAAUCUUUGCGCUCUCAAGUUGUACCCAGCCUCAACUCUCAGUUUGAGAAUGCCUUUUCCGUCAAGUUGACGGAUGAGUCCAAGACCAUUCGAGACGUCCUCGGCCAGAUCGACGCCCGUCUCUUCCAGUCAUACACCAAGCAGUCGAUCGAGAAGCUCCACGAUAUCAUCCAAACUGGCUUGGCAUCUAACGACUGGGCUCCGAGCCAGGGCCAGCGCGCCCAAACCGCAAGGCCUUACGUCUACGAGGCCCUCCUCUCCCUCGUCCUGGUCCACUCCCAGGUCUCCACGACGGCACCGUCUCUCACUCCCCAGGUCCUCUCCUUUCUCCUGGAGCAGACAUCCAUGCAACUCCUAGAAGCCUUCCGCCGCCGGCCCCGCUACACACUCGAGGCCCUCAUGCAGGCCACCCUCGACGUUGAGUUCGUCGCCCAGACUCUCAGCCACUACACUACCGACCGCGCCUCGGAGCUCCAAGGCCAGAUCUACCAAGAGCUCGACGGUCGCACCGACAACGAAGCCCGCGCCCGCCUACAAAGCGAGCUGCCCGAGAUGCGCAACGUCCUCAAGCGCCUCCGCGACGCGAGCAAGAACGAGUUUGCCUGCUUCAAGAAGCCCAAGCGACCUGGCCAUGGACCGAGCCGGAACAACAGCGGGAUUUCAGUUCCCUAG
Messenger RNA from Ilyonectria robusta, 3117 nucleotides. Its product is annotated as exocyst complex component Sec5-domain-containing protein. Lineage: Eukaryota; Fungi; Ascomycota; Sordariomycetes; Hypocreales; Nectriaceae. Gene Ontology annotation, cellular component: exocyst. The transcript has 3 exons. Gene Ontology annotation, biological process: Golgi to plasma membrane transport; exocytosis. The record is from RefSeq and is a predicted model, not a curated record. The coding region runs from base 1 to 3117 and encodes 1038 amino acids.